This is a messenger RNA of [Candida] anglica, 633 nucleotides long. NCBI's taxonomy places the organism in Eukaryota, Fungi, Ascomycota, Pichiomycetes, Serinales, Debaryomycetaceae. The record is from the annotation of a GenBank genome assembly.
AUGAAGCUUAUCACAUCUUUCUUGCUUGUGUUAUCCGCACUCUUUUACUUUGUCUCUACUACUAGAGCUGCCAAGGAAUUGCCAGAAAACCCACCAUUUACCAGUAAGGUUUACUUUGAUGUCGUUGAAGAUGAUAAGCCAAUUGGUAGAAUUGUCAUUGGAUUAUUUGGUACCAUUGUUCCAAAGACUGCUGAAAACUUCAGACAAUUAGCUGUCAGUGAUGACCCAAAGUUUGGUUACCAAGGAUCCAUUUUCCACAGAAUCAUUCCAAACUUUAUGUUGCAAGGUGGUGAUUUUGAAACUGGUAAGGGAUACGGUGGUAAAUCUAUUUAUGGUGGUAAGUUUGAAGAUGAAAACUUCACCUUGAAGCACGACAGACCAUACAGAUUGUCCAUGGCUAACGCUGGUAAGAACACCAAUGGCUCUCAAUUCUUUAUCACCACUGUUGUCACCAGUUGGUUAAACAAUGCUCAUGUUGUCUUUGGUGAAGUUGUUGAAGGUUUCGAUGUUGUUGACUACAUGGAAAAGGUUAAGACUUCCAGAGGUGAUGUCCCUGUCAAGAGAUUACUGAUCAUCAAGUCUGGGGAAUUAGAAUUAGAAGCUGAAGAAGAAGUUGUCAAGGAUGAACUUUAA